GGUAAUAUACAUAACGUGACGACGGCGUCGGUGGUGACGGCGAUUGAACCAAAUUUUGACGGCAGAUCAAUUGCGGCGCGAUAUUUUUUUUCCGGUGGGAUACUUUUGUCCAUGCACCACCACCUUGGGUUUGAAUUGGUUCAGCAAAACAAUACCGUGUAUCGACCCAUGUCGUUAUAGUACUUUAUUACCAAGGAUUUGCGAACUGCUUCGGUGCGGGUUAGUGAGUAAAUGAAUUCAAAAAGCAGUUCAUAUCCGUAGAUACAUUUAUAGCAGCUGGUACGAAGCCAAAACGAUUAAGCUUAGCUUCGGCGAAUAACGUUUGCCGUGCACGGUUCCAUGGACGAUGAUCCGGCUCUAGUAUAGCUGCGACGGCAGAACUAAAUCAGUGCUCUAAUCAAACCGUUCGAAACAAUAAUAAAAUAUUUAUAAGGAUUCACCCGGGGAUUACGGGGCACCGUUAGUUGCAGAACAUCGAGCCAAAGGGAAGACAAAUAAUCUCAUCAAAUUAAAUCUGAUUAAUUGCAGAAACAUAUUUUCCAUUUUUUUUGGUUCAAUUCUAAGUCUGUACCGUUCGGUUUUUUCUGUUGUUGCUGGUUCUGGCGUUGCUCAAUGGAACCAGCUAGGACCAAAGUGCAGUCGGUCUAAUGUGGGUCACUUUUUCCGUAGUUGCAAAAAAAAAGCAGAAACAAUACUAAACCAGCGGGUAGAGCAAAUUUAGUGGACCAGGGACAAAGUAUUCUUUGUAGUUUGAAUUUCAAAGGAUUAAUUAAAUUCAUUUAAUAUAAUUAAUCUGUUUUGCGCUUAUCUCCGUCGGCUCCUGUCAGCAGCAACAGUUCGCCCGUUGCCCAUCGGAGAAAGUGUAGGGUGAUGAAGCAAGUGAAAAAUAAGUAAAUUAAUGUCCGCUCCUUAAAUGGGAUUAUCCGAGUUUUACCGCCCCUCGAAGUAGUAACCAUAGAAGGGAAAUCGUCGCCUUUUUAUUUCCUGUGGUAUACUCACCCGUCGUGGAAGCAUUGUUGUUUUGGUCGAAAUGAAGGAAGUACAGAAAAGCGCGUGACCAAGACCAAGGAAAGUGAUUCCCCUGCCACCGUACCAACCGCAACAGGACUUUGCCGGGUUUGUUUGGUUUUCUUUUCCGACUCUGUCCAUCACGGUCGGAACGUCGGAAAAAUUAUGAUGCUCGUCGGUGUGUGAAUAAAUUGUCUUCCCACUGCAAGACGACAGGACGACGGCGGUGUGGUGACUGUUGGUGGUUCCUUCCGUGAGGAGAAGUGGCCGGAAAUGAAAUUUAAGUGAAACGAGCUUUGCUUGGUUUUCCUGUCAAAGGAGUCGAAACAAGAAGAGGGGCACAAAGCGUAAAUUGAAGGAAGCAGCACAGUGAAGAAAUAUUGUUAUAAGCCGGCUCGGUAGCUUCCCGGUUCCCUUCCGGCGCGACGGUGCUGCGGGCGUGAGAAAUGGUGGAAGGCAACGAGCGAGAAAAAUUAACGGGAAAAUCCGCCUGUUAGUGAGAAGUGUGAUUUGGUGGAAAAUUAAAUUAAAGUGGUAUAUUUUGUGAGCCGAUUUUUUUUCCUUGUGAGUGCGGAUGUUCAUCCUGGCUUAGUAGAGCUGAGCCGAGCAAAGCAGUACGUACGAGUUCCAGCGCGAAAGAGUAAAAAAAACAAGAUUCCAUUCUCAUGGUUUCGUCGUAGUCCAUAAAUCACUUCCACCUGAAGGCAAUGCGCAAACAUGUGUGUGACAACGAGAAUUUAUCUGUCUGCGCUAAGUGAAACGGAAAAUCCUCUUCGAAAACCACUUUUUAUCAAUAUUCACAAAACAAUAAAAAUAAAAAUAAAACAAAAUCAUCGUAAUUGAGCACCAUAGCAUUUUACUACGUAGAACUUUGAAUACACUCUGGCAACGGUGCAAAUUUUUCCAAUUCUGACACCUUCUGAAACUAGCUGAGCUUCGGAACAACAAUCCACUCAACCCAUCCGGCAUCGGUUGAACGAGUAGGUCUCGUAUGUAGUCGUCGUCGGUGCAUUCAAUCAUCUCCUUAGCCAUCCCGGGAUCCUAACGACAGGCGGCAGUAGCUCUCGAGACAAGUGCCAUCAUUCGAAGCAACAACAACAACAACAGUAACACACAAAAUAAAAAGAACAGUAAGAAAAGAGCUAUCGAGUGAAAAGUAAACGGUGCGAAGAAGUGUGAAUGUGGAAAAUUGUUCACCAAUCCAGUGCCAGUUCUGGUUAAGUUUGAAAAGCGAGGGAGAAAACGUCUCCCGGAAUCGCUAGUGUCUCGGCGAAAAGAGUAGCAAAUAGCAGUACACAAUCGGAAAAGUGCGCUCCGCGAUGGGAAAAAUGAAACACCGCAUAGCAUUCAAAUUUAAUCAAGUGUUUCAUAUAAUAUUUAUCAAUAUCGUUAUUGCGCAGUUCACACUCGGAUUACAGCAAACAACGACCGACAAGGAGAAACAUGUGAAAUCGUCCGAAAUCCAGGCGGUGGAAGGAAGAAAAAUUUCCCUUCCGUGUCCGUUAUCGGCCCCAUCCAGAGAUAAGGUCUACAUGGUGCUCUGGUUCAAGGACGAUGCCGGUAUCCCGUUGUACAGCUUCGACGUCCGGGGGAAACCGCUCCAGCAAGCCCGACACUGGUCAGCACCAGAAAGUUUCGGUCCACGAGCGCAUUUCAACACCGACACGGAUCCGGCCACGUUGGACAUCCAGGAUGUUCGACGACAUGACGAGGGUGUCUACCGCUGUCGAGUUGACUUUCGUACCAGUCAAACGCAGAGCUUUCGAUACAAUCUCAGCAUCAUUAUUCUACCCGAACAUCCGGUAGUGCUGAACCAGUGGGGUCAACAGCUCAACAGUUCAAAGCUGGGUCCUAAGGAGGAAGGCGACGACAUCGUACUGACCUGUCGAGUCGUGGGAGGUCGGCCUCAACCAUCGGUCAAGUGGCUUAUCAACGGUAUCCUGGUGGAUGAACAGUACGAGCAUAAUUCCGGCGACGUAAUCGAAAAUCGGCUUCUCUGGGCGGCGAUUCAACGGUCCGAUCUGAACUCGAUAUUUACCUGCCAGGCAACCAAUACCCAGCUGGCGGAACCGAAAGAGAGCAGCUACGUGCUGGAUUUACAUUUGAAACCACUGAGUGUGAAGAUAAUGAACCCGUCGACGCCGUUGGUUGCCGAUCGCCGAUACGAAAUCUCCUGCGAGAGCGUUGGUUCGAGGCCAAAUGCGAUUAUAACCUGGUACAAAGGAAAGCGACAAUUACGCCGGGCAAAGGAGGAAAUCCUCAACAACACAACCCGCUCAGAGCUGAGCUUCGUUCCAACCACGGAAGACGAUGGCAAGCUGAUAACGUGCCGGGCCGAAAAUCCAAAUGUCACGGGGCUGUUCCUGGAAACCUCCUGGAAGAUUGAAGUCGUUUAUCCUCCGAUUGUUUCGCUGCGGCUCGGAUCGACACUCUCGGCUGAGGACAUCAAGGAUAGUGACGAUGUUUACUUCGAGUGUCACGUUCAGGCGAAUCCUCCAUGGAGGAAAUUGCACUGGCUACACGACGGCGUAAUGAUAACUCACAACGCUUCCGCCCGUGUUAUCCGCUCCAACCAGAGCCUGGUGCUGCAGAAGGUAAACCGUAACUCGUCCGGAAAUUACUCGUGCAGCGCAAUCAACGCCGAGGGUGAAACAGUCAGCAAUCAGCUGGCACUACGGAUCAAGUACGCUCCCGUGUGUGCGACGGAGAAAAUCAUCAUCGUGGGAGCCUUCCGCAGCGAAUCGCUGCACAUUCCCUGCGAGGUUCAGGCUGAUCCGCCUCCGCGACAGUUCUUCUGGAAGUUCAACAAUUCGGGCGAAACGCUGGAAAUCGCCAAAGAGCGGUUCGUUAAGAACGGUUCGCUAAGCCUCCUAAGCUACACGCCCGUCUCCGAUCAGGACUACGGGACGCUGACCUGCUGGGGACAGAACGAGGUGGGCCUGCAGCAGUGGCCCUGCUUCUUCCAAGUGGUGCUCGCCGGAUUGCCAUCGACGGUGAAAAAUUGUACGAUAAACAAUCAAACUCACAACUCGGUGGAAGUGCAGUGCAUUGCCGGGUAUGACGGUGGUUUGCCGCAGAUUUUCAUGCUCGAACUGGUUUCGAGCAGAACGGGGAGACUGAGGUACAACGUUACCAACCCGGACGAACCGUAUUUUGUGAUAGAAUCGAUGGAAUCACUCAUCCACUACAACAGUCUCUAUGAUGAUCUGGGAGACGACAAUGCGAUCAAGGCCGUUAUCUAUGCCGUUAACCAGAAAGGAAGGAGCCAAGGUGUUGUCGUUAAAGAUUUUUAUCUCGAGACCACGACCACAGAAAAUCGUGCCGUUCUCACAAGCAGCUCGCUGGACAACGUUUCACCGAUUCUGUUCGGUGUAUUGCUCACUUUGCUGGUACUGUGUUUCGUCAUAUUUGUGCGUGUUUACUACAUCAAAGCCACAACAUCCUCGUCCACAAUCACGAAUGUAAACAGCGAUCUGGUUAGCAACACAAAGCAGCACGGAUCCAAACAGGACCAGUCUUCCAAGAAAAAUGCCAAACAGAGUCCUCGGUGGCAGCAUGGUGCUGGAGGAGCAGGAAGCGGAACAGGAGGAGGUGGUGGCGCAGGAGGUACCGGCGGUGGAACAGGAGGUGCUGGGGGCGGCUCUGGAGGUCCAUGUUCCGGAACUAGUGACCAUCAGCGCGGUACAGGCGUUGACAGCAAAGCCAGGCCUGACCAGUCGGACGACGAUAGAGGCGAUCCGGACGUGAUUCCGGCGCAGUACGUGUCAAACGACGGGGAAGAUUCCAGUUUCAAUUCGUCCAAAUGGCCUAAUGGGAGCUAUUACGACCGAUACCCGAAUCAUGAUAUACGGCCAACAGAGCUGCUGAUACCCCCGGUGGGCCGUACUCAUCACAUCGGGAGCGUUGGUACCGGGCUCGGUGGCACUGCGAUAUCCACCCCUGUGGUAAAUCAAUUACAUCCGAAUAUUAAUCAAUGUGGUGACCCCUCGGCAGGCCUUAAGCUCGGAGCGUACUAUACAUCGGGAACGGGUGCAGUGGCCGCACUGGGCCCCCCGGUAGCGACCGGUCCGACGAUAGCACUGUACGGCACCGGGCACCAUCAAUCAGGCGGCCUAUUACCCAACGGUGGACCGGACAGCGGAACUGGAGCGCAAGGGAUAAAUCCGAACGAUUACGACAUCAAUGUACAUACCAUCAAAAAUAUGCUAAUGACCACUAGGGUACCGGAGAGCUGUGUUUAGUUGUUGUUCCUCAAUGUGCAGGCAACGAGCAAACAGGAAAAAAUCCUGAACUUCCUCGAUCGUGUGCAGAUCUUUUCUGCGUGUUUGUAUUUUUGAGUGUAUGUAUCAAAGUGAAUGAUAGUCUUAACGUUAGAUUAGGUUAGUAUUAGAGUGGCUUUAACCAGAGUGACGACAUCUAAUCCGUAAUGUUGGCAACAAAUCAUAACGUUGAAUCCGAAAUGUUGCCAGUUUCGUUAGUUUUUACAUUGUAUUUGACAGGUCGUUUACUUGUUUGGAACAAAGCUGGCAUGCCAAACGAACAGCCGUCAUCACUCCGGUUUUAGGCACUAUAGUUAGUAUAAAUUCAACUAGAGAGUGGCAAAUGGACCUGUCAUUUAGCAAAGCAACUUGUUACAUAUUGAAUCAGACCGAAAUGUUGGCACAGAGCUUGGCCUACUUUGCGGACAAACAUGAUAGUAUCCAGCAUAUUGUGACAGAACAACGAUUGUAGUUCUAUUGACCAUCUAUCGCAAAAUUAAUUUUACCAGAUUGUAUUAUUUGAACUUAUUUUAUUUUAAUUAUUUGAUAGAAUUUCAAGUAAACAUUGUAGAGUUCUUUGAUGAAUUGAUCAUUUGAAUCGGACCAUACUUCAAAUGACAGAUUUCUCGAGAAUAAGUCUCGGUUGAUUUUUCAGAAGCCAGUAAGAGCAAGUGACAGUUUCAUGUUGUUUGCUUUGCUUGUUUGUGAUGUGAUUAUUAAGAUUUUCUAGAAUUUCACAGUUCGAUAGUCCCACGACAAAAGGGGCUAACUGCAAAUGAGAGUCUCUCUUUGUUUACUUUCUCUUUUGAUUAUUACGCAGCCAUUAUUGCAAAUUCUCUAAAGUUUCCAAUAUAAAUCGAAAGCUUGUAGUUUUACCUUGAAAGUUUUUCGAAGAGUAAAGCAUCGAAUAAAAUCAGUGUGGUAAAUCGUGAAAGAAAAAGUAAACAAAGAGAAAUUGUCAUUUGCAGUUAGGCCCUUUUGUCGUUUGAAGGUCGAGUUCUGUUUGAAAGUCGAAGGUCUCGGGUAUCACUUUAUGCAAAGAGUUGAGUGAUAAACGUGGAAACCUCUAGGUAAUUGAUAGAAGAGAAAGUAAACAAAGAGAAAUUUUCACUUGCUCUUACGGUCUUCUGGAAAAUAAACCGAGAAUUCAAUUUAUUCCACCACAGAUAAAGGCUUUUGUUUUCGAAAUCCUGUGUAAAUUUCAGAUUUGUUAUACACUACUGCCACCUACUCAACUGUUCGCCGCGAGCCUUUAAAACGUUCCAUUACGUUCCGGAAGGAUAACAAAAUUCUACUGUCUUUUAUAAAAACAUUUCAACUACAGCAACUUGAACAUUACUCACAUGAUUUCCCUAAAUGUAAAAAAACAACUUUUAUUCCGAAACUAGUCAGUACACGGCGAGCAAAUUUCCCUCCAGACGGCUUUGAAUCGGUUCUACAUUUUUAGGGUCUUGGAAAAUGUUAUGGAAAAUGUUAGUGCCAAUAACAUUGCUUUAUCACUACCAAACAUACCCAUAUUUCAAUCUCAUUUACUUCGUCUUAAGAUUCGUUUUUUGUACGUACAUGCGGGAUUGACGAAUAUCAAAUGAAGUCUAAUAAAAAAAAAGAAAAAAGAAGGAAGAGAGCAAUGAACAAGACACGUACGGCGAGAUAAUGACGCAAUUUCGCCUGCACAAUUUUGACAGCAGCCGGAAUUCAACCAGUCUUCUGACGGUUGUCAGAUUUCCUCACAAGCAGGCAACAGUGAAACAAAACAUUUUCGUGAAUUGAAAGUAGCACCGAAAAAGUUUCGUAAUGAGAAUGAUGCACCCAACAUAGUGUCGAUCGCGAUGACAUCUACAGGUGUUCGCGACGCUGCUUGAGCAAAUUUUACACUCAGUUUAUAUACAAGUUUGUAUAUCUGUUUUCUGUGAUUCUACUGAACGAUCAAAUGAUAAAUCAGAGAUUUACUUUUUCCACCGCAACAUCUAAAUCUUCGCACAACUUUCAAACCAAAUUUACAAACUUUUUCAAUGGUUCCGUAGCAUUAGGUAGAGUACUAAACAAACUCUCAUUCACAAAUAGACCAGCCAAUUAUAAUCGUUUCCUGAAUCUCGGCACAGCUUUGAACAGCCAAAUGUUCGUUAAUUUUAUAUCGAUAUCAAAUCUGUACGUUGCAUAUCGUCAACAUAUCCGACGACAGCUAACAUACGGUAUUUUGCAGUCCUUAAAUAAUUAAAAAAAACUAAUGAUUGCAUUACUGCUACUUACGUCACGAAUUUCCACGUCGAUUGAAGCUAAUAUUUUAAUAACAUGUUUCACUUUAUAAACUGCACUUGUGAACAACAUUCAGUUUUAAACAGAAACAAAAUUGCUAUUAUAACAUUUCACCGAAUUAUUGAUAUCUAUAAACUGUUUACCAAGAUUUUAGUCACAAAUCGAUAUUUCAGAGAAAGGUUAUGGUAAUUUGCAAAACCAUGCAUCGACAUAACAUUUAGAAUUGCAAAUGGUUCGUUUUAAAGUAACUAUUUGGUUUCUGAUCAAGUUUAAAUGACAUAUAGUUGAUACUUUAAAUUUCGACGAUAUAAUCGUAUGAGCGGCUUAACCGACAAAUCACACUAUUUUUCGAACAACUUCAUUUCCUCCAGCUCGUUUCAAAACUUCGAAAUAUCCUAUCGUAUAAAUAGCGUACACACUUAAGUUUUAUUGCUGAAUUUCGGCGAUAAAAGUGCCGUCAUGUGUACCAACGUUCUGAUUGGUAAUUAUCUCGGCAAAACGCAUAAUUACUGAGAAUCUCAGUAAUCCCAAAUUUCCUAACUGACAGCUCUUGACGAAAUUGUCAGCAAUAGUUUUACCGUUAGCUCGGCAAAAGCGCUCAUGAAUUGCCUUGUCAUCAGUAAUGGAGCGUACAAAAGAAUUUUACUUUAUUGUUUGAAAUAAUUAACAUAGAAGCUGGGUUUGUUGUAAGGAAUGUAUUGUCGUGAAUACGCCCUGUAUAAGAAUGGGUAGAACUUAAUCGUGAAUAUCUUUUGUUGUAUUCAACGUAG
Malaya genurostris is the source of this 8293-nucleotide messenger RNA. RefSeq names its product CD166 antigen-like. The transcript is spliced from 18 exons. Bases 2328 to 5249 code for a protein of 973 amino acids. The record is from RefSeq and is a predicted model, not a curated record. Lineage: Eukaryota; Metazoa; Arthropoda; Insecta; Diptera; Culicidae.